GGGGGCAAGCCUGGUUUACCUUUGUAAAGUAUUAGUAACCUAUCACCCUUUUCAGAGUAAAUGAUAUCAAUAGCCGUAAUACCUGGGCACUGUUACACUGCACUGCAUCAGCAAAUUUGAAGUGUUGUACUAAGGAAGUGACUGUCCCCAUUUAGCUGUGGAAGUGAAUGAUUUGGCUGUGGUUGCUCAGAAGCUUGGCAGAGUUAGGGAGAUAAUCCCUGUUUCAUGCCUUCAGCUGCUUUUCCCUUUUCAGGGGGAUGCCAGAAAGCAUUAUGGACUUACACACCUAUAAUGUGUCAUUAUUUCCUAUCUGCUAAUUCCCCUGGACAUGAGAAAUGCAUCCUCAACCAAACAGGGUUUAAGCGCUGUCCUUGAUAUUUUGGGACCCUCCUCUGCCAUGGCUGCCCUUUGCAAGUUGCUCCUUGGAUAGGAUCCUGGUUGUCAGCAUGAAGGGAAGCGCUGCCCGCGGCGCGGCUGUCCCCUGUGACCGGUACAAGCACGCCUGUGCUGUCUGCAGAGGGGCUCUUUAUCUCUACGGAGGGCGCGGCAGCACCACGCUGAGGGACUUCUGGAGAUACCACACCGUGAAAAAUGAAUGGGAGAUGUUGGAUUGCUCAAGAGAUGGUCCAGAAGAACUGGAAGAACAUUCAAUGGUGGCUUAUAAGGGCAGCCUGUGUAUUUUUGGUGGGAUGGUGGAUUCUGCUUUCACCCAAGCAAAAACUCCUCUCUGGAUAUAUAACAUUGAUUCCGCAAGAUGGACACAGAGCUGCAACGAACCAGCAGAGACUGAGAGCUCUGCACCAGCUAACAGAAAAGGUCACAGUGCAGUCGUGUACCAUUCCAGCAUGUACAUCUAUGGGGGAUACUAUGGCAUCAAAGGCAUUUCUCAGGAGUUUUGGGAAUUCCAUUUUGACACAAGGAAGUGGUUGUGUAUCUCCAGCCCCUGUGACAGCAGCAGCCCCGGAGCUCGGCACGGCCACUCGGCAGUGGUUUAUCACACAGCCAUGUACCUCUUUGGGGGGCUGAUGGGGCUCACUGAACAGAGGGACUUGUGGAGGUGGGACUUUGGAAGCAGCAGCUGGUCCAGCAUCAAAACAAGCCAGGGACCUCCUCCAGUGGUAGGUCAUGCUUCAAUAGUCUGCAAGGACUCUAUGCUGGUUUUUGGUGGAGGGAUUUCAAAUUCCAGCCCUAAUGAUGACCUCUGGAAGUAUCAUUUCCCUACGCGGACAUGGAAGAAGCUUAGUAGUAUUACAAAGGGAAACUUUUCUCCUAAAAUGUAUCACUGCAUCUUAGGGAUUGGCAUGGAUUUCCAAACUAUCUCAGAAUUCGCUGAUACAUUUCCCAGCCACUUCAAGAAUGAGCACAAGGACCGUCCCCUGCUGGUGCCCAUCCCGAGGCACUCUGGCUUUUGCAGCUACUUCUGCCCACAGCCCCCGGAGCGGAGCAACGCCAUCGAAAUGAAAACCUUCAGCCUGCCCCUGGAGCCAGCGGAAUUCCCUGCCUUCCAGACCACUUCGGAGGCAGGACUAGGCCCAAACAGGGUCAGGAGCUGUUUGUCCAAGGACAAGUCUCUCCAUCAGCUGGCCUGUUCGGGAGAGGCUUUUGCUGCUGCUCAGUCUGUGGGUGAAGAGGAGAGAACCGGCUGUGGGUGUGCGGCCACGGGGGGUGAGAUCAGCAGUACCAACACACUGCUGCUCGUCGGGGGCAAACCUUUGUCCAGCUUCUCUGAGAUCUCCUUCAGGCAAAUAGAGUUUGAUUGCAUGUGACUGCUUUGCUUGCAAAGUGAAGGAAUAAAUUCCCACCACCGUGGCAGUAGGUGGAAAACCAACUGCUUGCAACUGUCUUCAGUUUCCUAUCAGCACACUGGGGAAAAAAAUAAUUAAACCUUCUCAUACUUGCUGCGAACAGAUUUUUUACAAUGU
This is a messenger RNA of Sturnus vulgaris (Common starling), 1922 nucleotides long. Its product is annotated as leucine-zipper-like transcriptional regulator 1 homolog. Gene Ontology annotation, cellular component: Golgi apparatus. Gene Ontology annotation, molecular function: protein binding. Lineage: Eukaryota; Metazoa; Chordata; Aves; Passeriformes; Sturnidae. The record is from RefSeq and is a predicted model, not a curated record.